Messenger RNA from Bursaphelenchus okinawaensis, 1021 nucleotides. Lineage: Eukaryota; Metazoa; Nematoda; Chromadorea; Rhabditida; Aphelenchoididae. The record is from the annotation of a GenBank genome assembly.
AUGUCUGACAUGGUAGAGUCGGUUUUCCUGCGAGAGGUUUGUAGUGAGGAUGUAAACAGGAAGAAAGAUGUUAUUUACUUUCUUUAUUGUGUGGUUGGCACUUUGAUCAUAUGUAUUUGCAUCAUCGGAGCUACAGUCUCAGCGGUCGGCUAUCGGAUUUAUGUGAGUUUAAAAAUUCGCGAAAUUUGAAGUUUAAAACUAUUUUAUUACAACGUUCGGGCUAUUUUAAGGCUUUAAAAUUAUUUUUUUAAAAAGCUACUAUAAUAUAAGUAAAAUAUUGCUAUUUCGCACAAAAAUCCAACAAAAUAUGACCGUUCCAGCGUGACUUGGACAAGAUAAGUGUGAUGAGAGCGUUGAUAUCGAAUCUGGAGCCCGAUGAUGAGCCAUCAGCUAAUGCCAAGACGCCGUUAGUCCAAGAAACGGUGAGGUUGGAGCCGGAAACAGCAGCAUCGACGAGCAGAAUCAGCGACCUCCCGGAGAGCUCGAACAAUAACAAUGAUGAGGAUUAUGCCGAAGACUUGAGAGUCUACGAGAGGUACAAGUUGAGGGUCAAGAACUUUGAGAGCAAGAGGAAAGCACCGGUGACAAACAACAGGCCUAGUAAGUUUGGAUUACUUUGUUUUAGGUAGGGCGUGGAGUUUUGGAGGAGAAGUGGAAAAGCUCUAACUUACCUUAUAUUACCAUGCUAUUUAAUCCUAACUCAAUUUCAGACAAAGAAGGAAAGACAGCGAAGGAAGGGCAAAAGUUCGAAGAAGCCAAGACUCAGAUGAACCCAGUAAGCACUGCGCAACUUGUCACCGCCGUCGAUAACGAGACCAAACGAGGCAUGAAAGACAGUCACACGGCACCCAGAACCAACAAGAAUGGCAAACCGUCACGACCAAUAAUCAAGAAGUCGGUGAUCCCGGUCAAAGAGACACAGUCCAUUCACGAAGAGCCAGCGAGCGAACAACAUACUCAACAAAUGUCAGAAGUUCAGGAGCCGAGAGCGAUCAAAACAGCGCCUAGAAGCAAAUACUGA